UUUCACCGUUAAAAUAGAUUGUACUAACUCGAAUAUCAAACAAACUAAUCCAGGUGUACCACAAAGUUUAAAAAUAUCUCCUAUACUUUUCAACUUAUACAUAUCCGAUUUCCCUACAAAAAUGAACACGGAAAUAUCUAUGCAUGUAGACAAUAGUGUCAUAUAUUCUAGUUCAGAUAAAAUUGAAAACGUAACAAAAAACAUACAAACUCAUCUCAAAAAUGGAUGCGAAAAUGGAAAAUUAUCCUCAUUCUAG
Messenger RNA from Cinara cedri, 256 nucleotides. The record is from the annotation of a GenBank genome assembly. Lineage: Eukaryota; Metazoa; Arthropoda; Insecta; Hemiptera; Aphididae.